ACGUAUUGAUCUGUCACCGGGAACGAUUUUUGCACAAUUUGUCGUGUAUUCAAUAAAUAUAAACGAUCAAACCGCGCAGAACAAUAGUUGAGAAUCAUAUGGAAUUAGAGUUAGAGAUCCCUGGGGAAAACUUGAUUGAUACGAGGCAUUCCGAUACAAGCGAGAUUAGUACACUCAUAGGUGAACUGACUGACUUUACUGCAACACGUCGGCGUUAACUUGAAAUAUUUAAUGUUCUAAAUAUGUUAAUAUGAAUUUAAUAUGGAUACAAGAAUAGAAAACAAUACGUAAAAUUAGCAAUCCCCGAUUUAGUGACAAGUACAGGGCGUUAAACAUUACACUUGUGGUGCAUUGGCAGUAAAAAAUAUAAAAAUGGAGGAAUAAAAUGCAUAAGGAUAUAUGAAGUAUGUGCAAAUAAACUUUCAUGUAGACGUACUUGAAAGUUUUAAACUGGAAUAUUUAUCUGUAGCUCCUGUUUAACGACUAGGAAUGUUUGUGAAAAGAAGUUUGAAUGAUAUAUAUUCUAUUGAUCUGUGUAUAUGUAAAUACCAGAUAGUAAAGCGAUCAUAAAAAGCUCUGGUCUUUUAAUGGAAUAUUUGAACUAAAUCCAUGUGCCGCCUGCUUGAAUAGGUAUUUCAAAUAAGAUAAAUUGGUUAUUCUAUACCUUUAUUGUAUCGAUAAUAAAGCUUUGACACUACUUACUUAUAGUAUUAAUGGAAUAUAAGUAACGUUGUAUAUAAAUGAAUAGUCGCAAAUUGUAUUUAUAAACAUUACAGGAGUUGAUUUAUAAACGGAUUUUAAUAUACAUGUACAUUUAACCAUUAUCUUGCGUAGAAAUUCGUGGGAGUGAACAAAUUUGACAAAUGAAAUUAAAGUGAAGACACCGCAUGGAUUACAAAUACAAAACCGAGACAUAUUUUAAAAAAACAAUGGGAUUUUACACGUGACUCAGUUGACAGAUAGGUGUUGAUUAUAUAUAUAUAACCGUGUUUUUUUCUUCCUACCUCAUUUAAGAAGUGUAAAAAAAAAACGGUGAGGAUAACCAUAAGGUUUAUUAGCUUAUAUUGAGGGAAAAAAAACAAAACAAAAACAAUCGCAUGGAUAAUAAAAAUCAAACGUGAAUUUGCUGAUUUUACUUCUAUACAUGUCUGGUAAUAAAUCAUGGUUGUGUGAUUAACAUUAUAUAUGUAUAGUGAUACAAGACAACAUUAAGUCACAACAAAAUAGUGGUUGAAAAAAAAAGAUUAACCAGGAAGAAGAGAAAUAGUAUACUAACUGGAAAAAUAUGUCGAAAAUGUCGUCAACGACGUCACUUAUACGUUAUGAUGACGAGCUCAAGAGACGUCUUGAAAAGUUAUCUAGAACGUAUGACCUCACCACCAUGAAGAUUUUCAUAGCAGUAGAAUGUUUAGGUGAAGAACUGGUUACAUGUACUUAUAAUGCUGGAAGAAAGUCAAGAUGGGAACCAUUCUUACAACGGAAGGAAGCGUGUCGUCUGGAUCUCCAUAAGCACGAGAAGAAUAGAAAUCGCUAUAGAGAAUUCCUUAAAAACGUAUCACGUGAACACCAGGGGCAACAGUUCUACAUGGCCAUGUUGCAGCUGAUGAUACACAAAGGUGCAGACGACAUGUUCAAACAAAUCGCCCCAAAUUCAACAGACACUAGUGAACAAUCAUUCUGUGGCAAUCUGUGUCGGUUAUUCGAGAGAAAGAUUGAAUCUUGGUGGGAAUCCUUCGAAGCUGUUGGAGUUAAACUCACUGGACACGUCAAGGUUUCAAACUUUGUCAGAGUUCUGGCGGGUCAAGUUGAUGCUCUUUGUGGUAAAAGAGGCAUCACAUAUGCUAUAAACAUAAAAGUUACAGGACUUGACACGCCAAGACCAUUAGAUAUUGCCGAACUUGCAAUGUGUAAAAUUCUGCUCAUACAAAACGGCUUGGCUGAUCCAGCGAAAUUGAAAAUGUGUUUGCUUGUAUUACAUUUGACGGAGGAGAGACCGAUAUUGCGGCUGUGGGAGUACACGCCAAGUGAAGAGAUGGAGAGGUCUAUCAGAGAAGCUGACAUUGAUAGAGUAAUUGAUGCCGGUAAACUGAGCCAGUACCAUGAAUUCUGGAAAGACAAUGUACACCAGGUCGGACAUACAGGAGGGGAUCAGCAAAUACUGUAAAAACCUGCUCCAGUUUUUGAAUGUAAAGAGUAAAUAUACAGAUUUUGUCGAAAAUACAGACAGACAUGUGUUUGGUAAAAGUGUUGAGAUCCAUGUUAGUUCUAUAACAAACGAAAGAUAAGUGUUUGAGCCCUCUAUAGAGAAGUGAAGGAAGUUAUAUGUUUGAGAAAUAAACUUACAAGUAUGCGUGCUCCAUGACAUGUUGACCAUUUGUGUUUAAAACAUCAUGUGUCCAUACGAACCUAAAGCACAGAAUGCGCAUCAAGUAAUCUCGAGAAUUUCGUGCAGUAUUAGUAUAUGAUAUAUACCAGCCACGGGACAAGUACCCACGUAUUAUCGUGUGUGUACCCUAACAAGAUAGAAUUCAAUACCGAUUGAUUUUUUCAUUCUGGGUAACCAAGCCGCAAAGAAGUUAAAAUGGAUUAAAUAUCCGAUUGUGGAUAAAAGACCACUGUUAAUGUUUGUUACAAAAGAGAUACCUGGUCGUAAAUAAUCAAUAUAUACAAACAGUUUAUCGAUUCAGUAACUGAUAAAAAUAUACCAGGUUUAGUUUGAUUUUUAAUUUGAUAUCAACAGGUAUUAAAGUUUGACUUCUGUGAUCUUUAGAUAUACAUGUACAUAAUGCAUAAAUAAUCUGUACUUGCAUCAUUAUGUCAAGCGGUGAAGGUUUUAGGGAAGAGAUGGUAACGAGUAAGGUUAAUUUGUUCGCAUGUAUUUUAAAACCAUCUCCUUAUUUUAAUGUCUAUAGCUAAAGACAAUGGCCAUGUAUGGUGUACUGGUAUUUCCAUCAUUCAAAUUAGAUAAACUGUACUUUAAGUACUGAGUAUUGAUUAAAUAUGGUGUAAUAGACUUCAGUAUAUUAGAAAGCAUAAGUAUGGAGUACCGAUAUUUCCAUAACCCGAAAGAAAACACAAGUAUGGUGUACCUGUAUUUCCGUAAUUCAACCGAGCCAGUGAAUUUGAUAUUGCGUGGUUUUACAUUCAGUUUGUUUGUUAUGUUUUAUUACAGUUGUAUUUAUUUCUUGUUUGCUUGUUUAUCGUUGUAUAUGUAGAGACUAACAUACACCUUUCUAUCUAUUUGUGUGGUCUACGCAACCUUACAUUUGUUAAAAGCCGAACAAAUCCAUCUUGGAAUUAAGACAUUAAAAGAAUUGUCAUUUUCUACUUUA
Molecule: messenger RNA, 3332 nt
Organism: Ruditapes philippinarum (Manila clam)
Lineage: Eukaryota; Metazoa; Mollusca; Bivalvia; Venerida; Veneridae
Exons: 2
Coding region: 1286-2164 (292 amino acids)
Source: RefSeq, a predicted model, not a curated record